AUGCCUCAUAUAGACAAUGGAAGCAGCGGGGCUUCCAACAUCUCAUCUGCUAUUAAUUUGGCAAAGACGAUAAUCGGUGCUGGGUUGUUAUCCAUGCCAUUGGCAUACUCCACAGACGGAACUAUAUUUGGAACCUUCAUAAUCCUAAUUGCAGCCUUGACUUCGGGCUUUGGUUUAUUCAUACAGGCUUAUGUGUCAAGAUACGUUGCUAGUGGGCAUGCGAAUUUCUUUGGUCUCUGUUCAAUCACAUACCCACAGUUGUCCGUUAUAUUCGAUAUCGCUAUUGCUAUACAAUGCUUUGGUUGCGCCAUCUCCUAUUUGGUGCUUAUUGGUGAUUUGAUGCCCACCAUAAUUUCAAAUGUGCCCUAUGUUGAAGAGAAGCAUUAUAGAACGUUUUGGUUGUUGGUUUCAGCUCUCUUUACCGUACCAUUGUCGUUUGCUAGAAAGCUUGAUGCGUUGAGAUACACUUCAAUUUUGGCCUUGAUUGCCAUUUUUUACAUUUCACUACUUGUGGUUGCUCAUUUCUUCAUAAAUGAUAUCCCCCGCUCUGGGAUCAUUGAAUACUUCCCAUCGAGCGUGACCGGAGUAUUUAGCACAUUUUCCAUUAUUGUGUUUGCUUUCAGUGGGCAACAGAAUAUGUUUUCAAUUAUCAAUGAAGCAAGGGACAAAUCUUUAACCAAUUUGACGCGUUUGAUCAACUUUGCCAUCAUUCUUUCAAGUUUGUUGUUUAUUGGAGUGGGUCUUUCAGGUUAUUUGACUUUUGGCUCUAGUGUAAAUGGAAAUGUCAUUUUGUCGUACCCCAAUGGUGCAGCAACAUGGUUGGGAAGAUUUUGCAUUGUGUUUAUGGUUUUAUUCUCCUUCCCAUUGAUGUUUUUCCCAGCACGUAUCUCGUUCAACAAUAUCUACUAUGCAGCUAGAAAGGGGUUGGAGGAAAAGUCAGAGGAUGUAAAUGAGUCGACCCUAUUGCUUCAAGGUAGCAAUCAAGGAGAUUCAGAGGGCCAGCAUAACUUGCAUGUUGUCCCAUUUUCAAACCAGACUUUUGUUGUUCUCACGGUCAUUCUUUUGCUUACGGCGUACAUACUUGCUAUAUCAUUGAAGUCAUUUGCAUUUGUGUUGGCUAUCGUUGGAGCAACUGGGUCCACUUCUAUUUCUUUUAUCUUGCCUGGUUUGUUUGGAUACAAGCUUAUUGGGUCGGAACUGGAUGAUCCAAGCACUUUAGAAAAGAUCUUUAAAUACUUGUCACUUGGGUUGACUAUAUGGGGCGUAGUUGUUAUGGUUGUUUGUUUAUACACUAGUUUAGCAUUGUGA
Messenger RNA from Lodderomyces theae, 1308 nucleotides. RefSeq names its product Avt7p (gene AVT7). Gene Ontology annotation, cellular component: fungal-type vacuole membrane. The coding region runs from base 1 to 1308 and encodes 435 amino acids. The transcript has a single exon. Lineage: Eukaryota; Fungi; Ascomycota; Pichiomycetes; Serinales; Debaryomycetaceae. Gene Ontology annotation, molecular function: L-serine transmembrane transporter activity; L-tyrosine transmembrane transporter activity; L-glutamate transmembrane transporter activity. The record is from RefSeq and is a predicted model, not a curated record. Gene Ontology annotation, biological process: amino acid transmembrane transport.